Capra hircus (goat) is the source of this 3364-nucleotide messenger RNA. It is a transcript of the gene VGLL3, whose product is annotated as vestigial like family member 3. Gene Ontology annotation, cellular component: nucleus. The transcript has 4 exons. Gene Ontology annotation, biological process: regulation of transcription by RNA polymerase II. The record is from RefSeq and is a predicted model, not a curated record. NCBI's taxonomy places the organism in Eukaryota, Metazoa, Chordata, Mammalia, Artiodactyla, Bovidae. The coding region runs from base 357 to 1346 and encodes 329 amino acids.
CCCCAGGUCUGCCCAACCCGGGCCGGCGCUCCGCAGCGGCUGGCGCGGCCGUGGGCGCCAGAACCCCGCACUGUCAUGUCCCCGCCGCGCGGCGGGCCGUUGCGUCCCCAAGUCGCUAUAUAAGCGCAGGCCAGGGGACACCCAGAGGGGCUGAAGAUGAGGGUGCCCGCGCAUGGGCCCCCGCUAACUGCCAACUCCUCCCGAGCCCGCGCGACGCGCGGAGCCCGCGGCCGCCGAGGAUCCGCCUUGGCCGCAGUAGCUGCAGCUGGAGCUGCGACAGAGGCGGCGGCGGCGCCCGUCGCUCCAGCGCGUAGAGCCGCGGCCGCAGCCCCGGGGCCGCCGCUGCCCCGGCUGCCAUGAGUUGUGCGGAGGUGAUGUAUCACCCCCAGCCGUAUGGAGCGCCCCAGUAUCUGCCCAACCCCGUGGCAGCUGCAACCUGCCCCACAGCCUGUUACCACCCGGCGCCCCAACCUGGCCAGCAGAAGAAGUUAGCGGUAUACAGCAAGAUGCAGGACUCUCUGGAAGUCACCCUUCCCAGCAAACAAGAGGAGGAGGAGGAGGAGGAGGAGGAUGAGGAGGAGGAGGAGAAAGACCAGCCUGCCGAGAUGGAGUACCUUAACUCUCGCUGUGUCCUUUUCACUUAUUUCCAGGGAGACAUUGGGUCAGUAGUGGAUGAACACUUCUCAAGAGCUUUGGGCCAAGCCAGCACCCUUCAUCAAGAAUCUGCCAUUUCAAAAAGCAAGAUGGGGCUAACCCCCUUAUGGCGAGACAGCUCAGCUCUCUCAAGCCAGCGGACUAGUUUCCCGACUUCCUUUUGGACCAGCUCUUACCAGCCCCCACCCGCACCCUGUCUGGGGGGCGUUCAUCCUGACUUCCAGGUCACUGCACCCCCGGGCAACUUUACGGCCGCCGACCCCAGCCCCUGGCCAGGACAUGGGCUGCAUCAGACUGGCUCCGCCCCUCCACCUCCAGUGUCGGAGUCCUGGCACUACCCGCUGGCAUCUCAGGUGAGCCCGUCCUACGGGCACGUGCAUGACGUGUACAUGCGGCACCACCCCCCGCACGUGCACCACCGCCACCACCACCACCACCACCACCACCACCACCACCCUCCUGCGGGCUCCGCCCUGGAUCCACCUUACGGGCCCCUGCUGAUGCCCUCCGUGCGUGCGGCCAGGAUUGCCGCGCCCCCGUGUGACAUCACAAAGACAGAUCCAACGACAGUCACCACCGCUACCUCAGCGUGGGCCGGAGCCUUUCACGGAACCGUGGACUUAGUGCCAAGUGUGGGCUUUGACGCAGGUCUACAGCAUCAAGACAAGGGCAAGGAGUCACCGUGGUACUGAAACACACAGUAUUAUCAAGUUAAAUUGGAGCAUGAAUCCAUGGUCCCACUGGGAAAAGAUGCUGCCAGGGACUGUCAUUCUGCAGUGGGACAUGUUAGAUGUGGAAGGAAAAGAGAAAGUGCUCUCCAGCUGACUUUGGUUUGGAGCCUUUUCUUGGGAAAGCAGAAUGAGUCCUAGACAUUGAAGAAAAGCAUUUUUGUUUAUUUCUUUCCCUCAUCUGAGCCUUUGCCAACUGUGCAACUCUCUCUCUUUUUCUUUUUGUCUUGCUUUUAUCAAUACAUGGUUUAAUUUUUGGUUUGACUUUUUUUUUUUUUUCCCUUCUUUUUGAACAAGUUACCUUGUCAGGAAAAGAUGAACCACAAUGAAAAUGUUCAUUCUUUCAGGAACACAAUUUUGUAUUUCUAUGUUCUUCUAUUUUUGUAAAAAUACAGGAAGUUUGAUUUAGCAUUGAUGGGCUAUUUUUGAGGGAUUUUUUUUAAUAUUGUAAAAAUUGUUAAGUUCUGUUUAAAGAACUUGCUCUCAGAGAAGCACUGGCUAAAGUGUUUAAAAUGCUUGUCUCUAAGAUGUCUGUGAUAUGCUCUGUGCUCUAAGUUACCUCAAAUGUUUGAUAGUUUCUCCUUUUUGCAAAAGUAGCACCAUAGCCAAGCCAGUAUAGUACUGUUUUACAUUAAGUCUCAGUGAAGAGUUACUUCCAUGAUAGCUUACUUAGCUCUGAGUUACAUGUGUAGCUUGAAAAGGAAGUUUUUUAAUGAUCACACUAAAGAAAAGCUAUUCAUUACUUUGAUUUCUCCCAAAGAUUGCUUGGAGGUUGACUAAGAAAGUUUUCAUAAACUUUGAAUCAGAUGGAGAGUUUGCCUGAAGUAUAUAAUUAUCUUUGUAGUCCAUCCAACUUUGAUAAAAUGGAACCAGAAUUUACAACCAACUACUGGGAAAAAAAAAAAAAAAGCAUUUAACCAUGCUAUCUUUGAGUGCCAGUGACUUAUUUUUCUUGUUUAUAAUUAUUCAUUUAUGACAAUUUUAGUCAUAUUUUAAGUGAGUUUUUCCUGAAGGUAGUUUGAAAGGAUUCUAUUUGGGAAAGUACCAGACACAUGACAAACCCUUUCACUCAGUGGCUGUUUCUGAGAGUUUUAUCCAUCAUUAUAAGUUGAAGGAUAAUGUAUUGCAUGUGUAUUGUUUUAAACAGGUUUUGGUGAGUCUUAUUUGUUUAAUUCUGGUUUUAAUUGAUCUGAUUCUUUUUAAGAAAAAAAUUGGGGGCAAGAUAAAUUUUUAUACUAUAAUUACUGAAAUUAAUUUAAUAAAUUAGCAAUUUAUUGUUUGAAAUUUAUUGCUGGGGACUCAGGAUUCAACUUGACAUGCCCUUCAGGAUCUAAAUAAGAAAAAGUUGGGAUAAUCAUUAAAAUACAAUUAGGAAAAGAUUAAGGUUAUCAAAUAGCAGUUAUUGACAUUUUAAGAACUUUCAAUAUAAAGUCCAUUCUUUCAGAUGCUUCCAGAGUUGGGUCAUGUUAAAAAAGUAGUGUUACAUAGAUGUUUUAGUUUGUUAACAAUGUUUCUCAAAUUUUUCCCAUCCCUGUCCUCAUCCAUAUGAAAUUAAAUGUUUAGUGAAAUAUCAUUUUCCAUCUUAAAUAGGAUAACAUAUCUAUGAACAUUUUAACUAUAAGAACAACACAGUCUGCAUAGCUAGGCAAAAUUCUCACAGAUCGUUUUCAAAUAUUUCCCUUUUGUGCCAUACUCUUCUUUCCUGGUGGGUGCAUCUUAUUAGUUAUAAAUUUAUGCCCUCUCUUGUAUUUUCAUCACUAUAUUUCUUCUUAACCAGACUCUGUUUAACACGGUAUACACAUUUACCUAAUGUGAGGUCCAAACUUAAGGAAUCGUCCACUUACUAAUGAUUUACUAAUGAUAUAAGCUUAGAUUUCUAGGGAGUGGCUCGAUUAAAUUAUUGGCAUUUUGAUCUGCAGUUGGCUUCCCUGGUGGCUCAGACGGUAAAGCGUCUGCCUGCAGUACAGGAGACCUGGGGUUCG